This is a messenger RNA of Chionomys nivalis (European snow vole), 3707 nucleotides long. RefSeq names its product potassium channel tetramerization domain containing 3 (gene Kctd3). Gene Ontology annotation, biological process: protein homooligomerization. Bases 212 to 2656 code for a protein of 814 amino acids. Gene Ontology annotation, molecular function: protein binding. The transcript is spliced from 18 exons. The record is from RefSeq and is a predicted model, not a curated record. NCBI's taxonomy places the organism in Eukaryota, Metazoa, Chordata, Mammalia, Rodentia, Cricetidae.
CCGACGGCUGUGGCGGCCGCCAUGGAGGCGAGUGGGCCCUGAGGAGAGGCCGGGCUGGGCCGGCGGCCUAUAGCCGCGGGAGGCGGAGGCCGGAGGCACGCAGCGGGGAAGCCGGUGCGAGCCGGGACGCCGCCGGAGGCUCGGUGCUCCUUGAGUGCUCCGGCCUAGCGACCCGCCGCUCCUGGCUUCGGCCCCGGCUCCGGCCGCAGACAUGGCGGGCGGGCACUGCGGCGGUUUCGCCGCGGCGGCGGCCAGCAGCGGAGAGAUCGUGCAGCUGAACGUAGGGGGGACCAGGUUCAGCACCUCAAGACAGACACUUAUGUGGAUUCCAGACUCCUUUUUUUCCAGUUUGCUGAGUGGGAGAAUUUCAACACUUCGGGAUGAGACUGGUGCUAUAUUUAUUGAUAGGGACCCGGCAGCAUUCGCCCCUAUUUUAAAUUUUCUUCGGACAAAAGAACUCGACUUAAGGGGAGUGAGCAUCAGUGUCCUCAGACACGAAGCCGAGUUUUACGGGAUCACUCCGCUAGUGCGAAGGCUGCUGCUGUGUGAGGAGCUGGAGAGGUCGUCCUGUGGCAGCGUCCUGUUCCACGGCUACCUGCCCCCACCAGGCAUUCCCAGCCGUAAAAUAACUAGCACAGCUAGAUCCUCAGUGGAUGCUAGGAAUGGACUGAAUUCUGUGGAAGGCGAAGCCCAGGGAAGCGGGACCCAGCCUGUGCUCUCUGGAAAUGGAGAUGAGACUGUUAGGCUGGGGUUUCCAGUGGACCCACGAAAGGUGCUAAUAGUCGCUGGCCACCACAACUGGAUCGUAGCUGCAUAUGCACACUUCGCUGUGUGCUACAGAAUCAAAGAGUCUUCCGGGUGGCAGCAAGUGUUUACAAGCCCAUAUCUGGACUGGACCAUUGAACGAGUGGCUUUAAAUGCGAAGGUGGUUGGAGGUCCUCAUGGAGACAAAGACAAAAUGGUGGCCGUCGCCUCAGAGAGCAGCAUCAUCCUGUGGAGCGUUCAGGAUGGAGGAAGUGGAACUGAGAUCGGUGUAUUCAAUCUUGGUGUUCCUGUGGAUGCGCUCUUCUUUAUUGGGAACCAGUUGGUGGCCACAAGUCACACAGGCAAAGUGGGAGUAUGGAAUGCUGUCACUCAGCAUUGGCAGGUGCAGGAUGUUGUUCCAAUAACCAGUUACGACACUGCGGGCUCCUUCCUUCUCCUUGGAUGCAAUAAUGGAUCAAUAUAUUACAUAGACAUGCAGAAGUUCCCAUUACGGAUGAAGGAUAAUGACCUCCUUGUCACUGAACUCUAUCACGACCCCUCCAAUGAUGCCAUCACUGCGCUGAGUGUUUACCUCACCCCCAAAACGAGUGUCAGCGGAAACUGGAUUGAGAUCGCCUAUGGUACUAGCUCUGGAGCCGUGCGAGUGAUUGUGCAGCACCCGGAGACAGUCGGCUCAGGGCCACAGCUCUUCCAGACCUUCACAGUCCACCGCAGCCCUGUUACAAAGAUCAUGCUGUCUGAGAAGCACCUGGUGUCAGUGUGUGCUGACAACAACCAUGUCCGUACAUGGACAGUGACACGGUUCAGAGGGAUGAUCUCCACUCAGCCAGGUUCCACUCCUUUAGCGUCUUUCAAGAUCCUGUCCUUGGAGGAGACAGAAAGCCAUGGCAGCUAUUCCUCUGGCAAUGACAUAGGGCCAUUUGGAGAAAGAGAUGAUCAGCAAGUGUUUAUCCAGAAAGUUGUUCCUAUCACUAACAAGCUGUUUGUCAGGCUGUCGUCAACUGGAAAAAGGAUCUGUGAGAUCCAGGCUGUUGACUGCACUACAAUAUCCUCGUUCACUGUGAGAGAGUGCGAGGGCUCCAGCAGGAUGGGCUCACGGCCAAGGCGCUACUUGUUCACAGGCCACACGAACGGCAGCAUCCAAAUGUGGGACCUGACCACGGCUAUGGACAUGGUCAACAAGAGCGAGGACAAGGAUGCGGGCGGCCCCACUGAGGAGGAGCUGCUGAAGCUGUUGGACCAGUGUGACCUGAGUGCGUCCCGCUGUGCUACCCCCAACAUCAGUCCUGCCACGUCUGUCCUUCAGCACAGCCGCCUUCGAGAGUCCAACUCCAGCCUUCAGCUCCAGCACCAUGAAACCAUCCAUGAAGCAGCCACUUAUGGCGCCACGCGGCCUUACCGAGAGAGCCCUUUGUUAGCCAGAGCGAGGAGAACUGAGAGUUUCCACAGCUACAGAGACUUCCAGACACUUAAUCUCAACAGAAACUUAGAGAGAGCUGUUCCAGAAAAUGGUCACGUGGGUCCCGUGCAGGCUGAAGUGAGAGGGGCAGUGGGGGAGUGCGGUGCUGAGAGAAGGUCCCCUGGGACAGAGCUAAGAUGUGGGAAGGAGUUAGAGGGGGGGUUGGAAGUGCAGAAAACCACUGAAGGGUUGUCAGAGUCCAAGAAAAGAUCAGCGGAGGAUGAAACCGAGCAUAAAGUGGAAUUACGAAAGAAAGGAUUUGAAACAGGAGGAUUCCUUGGAAGAAAGAAGGUUCCCCAUCUGGCUUCCUCACCAAGUACCUCCGAUGGAGGGACCGACUCUCCUGGUACAGCAUCCCCAUCUCCAACAAAGACCGCUCCGUCACCUCGGCACAAAAAGAGUGAUUCCUCGGGCCAAGAGUACAGCUUGUGAACUCACCCAGUGCAUGGUAGUUUCGGGAAAUUUACACGGAGAAUAAAAUUCCCUAGGUUUCUCACUACAUUGGCUUUUACAUCAAAACACUAUAGGAUACAAUUUGACCAGGUAAGUGUCUUCUGAGCCGGCUCUCCUGAGGCAGGAGCAGAGCCUACCCUCCUAAGGAGGCACAGUGGUGCGAUCCUUGGCAGCUCGGAAGUAGCCUACUCCCGCAGGUGGGCACACGUAACAGCGGUUUGUAAGCGGAAUCAUUCCGUGUCCCCUCUAUGCUGCUCUUUUGUCCCAGCACCGUGGUAACCAUGGUAGUGCCCUUAGAACAUGUGAGGCAGCGGACCAUGUUCCUAAUCAGUUGCUCAAGACUUAUCUUGCAGUGGUACCCUAAUGUUAAUCACAGAAUCUCCUUGGAGUGUGGCUCCCAACCCUUGUGAUUGCGAAGUGUUUACUAGAUACCUGAUGAGGUGCUAUGUUGUGAAGAAGUCUCAUGUGACUCAAACACUAUUUCUGGAGCCCAGGUUCCACUGUGCACUACGUCUUUAGGGUUGUUUUGUUUCAUUGUGGUCAUUCCUGAUCCUUGUUGUUGGGAGAUGAUGCAGCAUGCGUCACCAGUGUUUGAUACCUGAAGUCUGUCCAGUGGGGACAACUGUCCGUUUCUGAGUAGAUGAAAGAAUAACGACAGGGAGCUUGGUGUCCAGAAGGGCGGCCCUCCAUUUGCUGGUCCUCCCUACUUCAGGACCCAUUAUGUUUGUGCAGUGUCUUACGGGAUUGGAGUUCUAGAUUUGGAGUUAAAUGCUUCCAUCUGUAAAACUGUUGUUUUGACUUAUUUUGAACUCUGAGGGCAAAAGAAAAAUUUUUGUACAUUUUCUUCAUUCCAUUGGGAUGGUUUACAUAUUUCUGCAAAUGGAGAAAAUGUAACUGUAAACCCAUGAGCAUUCACUAGUAAUGAUGUAUAAUUCCCAUUCCCAGAAGUAUAAUGACGUUGGAAAAAAAAAUUCUUUAAAAUUAACUAUAUUGUCAGUGAUUUCACAAAAAAAAAAAAAAACCCUUGUAU